UUCUCCCAUCUGCGGGAAAAUAAAACCUAAUCUACGUAACAAUUCGGACCCCCCGAUCCGGAUCCGAACUACUACAAUUAACCUCAUUUUUUCAAUCCAAAUCUAUCUGUUCCCAUUUGCUCAACCCGAAUCGAAAUGACGCGCCGGUGCUCGCAUUGCAGCCACAAUGGCCACAACUCUCGGACAUGCCCCAACCGUGGCGUCAAGCUCUUCGGAGUCAGACUGACCGAUGGUUCGAUCCGAAAGAGUGCUAGUAUGGGCAAUCUCAGCCACUACACCGGCUCCAAUUUAAGUCAUAACAACAUUAACGGGUCAAACCCGGAUGCUUCACCCGGUGAGACGCCGGAUCAUGCAGACGGGUACGCCUCCGAGGAUUUCGUUCCCGGGUCGUCAUCCAGUCGUGAACGGAAGAAAGGAGUUCCAUGGACGGAAGAGGAGCAUAGGAUGUUUCUUCUAGGUCUACAGAAGCUUGGCAAAGGUGAUUGGCGUGGAAUUGCGCGUAAUUAUGUUGUAUCAAGAACACCUACACAAGUUGCUAGUCAUGCUCAAAAAUAUUUUAUCCGGCAAAGCAAUGUUUCCAGGAGAAAAAGACGUUCCAGCCUGUUUGAUAUUGUUGCUGAUGAAUCAGUGGACAGUGCGAUCUUAUCACAGGACUUAUUCUCUGCCAACCAUCCCCAGGCUGAAACACAAAGCAAUAACCCACUACCGGCUGUUCCUGCUUUAGAUGAAGAAUGUGACUCAAUGGAUUCUACCAACUCCAAUGAUGGAGAGUCUGCUCCUUCAAAGCCAGAAAGCUCAUCACAGUCUUCUUUUCCUGUUAUAUAUCCUGCAUAUGUCUCACCGUUCUUUCCAUUUUCUUUUCCUUUUUGGCCGGGGUACAAUACAGAACCAACUAGGCAGGAAACACAUGAAGUGCUCAAGCCAACAGCAGUACAUUCAAAGAGCCCUAUAAAUGUUGAUGAACUGGUUGGCAUGUCAAAACUAAGUUUGGGAGAAUCUAUUGGUCAGACUGGUCCGUCUUCCCUUUCAUUGAAACUUGUUGAAGGAUCGUCUAGACAAUCAGCUUUCCAUGCUAAACCAGCCUCUGGCAAUUCUGGCAUGAAUUCAAGUAGCAGUCCUAUCCAUGCAGUUUAAGGGCAGCUUUGCUGAGGUUGAUAGUCUAGUUUAGCUCCAUGCUGGUGAGCUCUACAGAUGAAUGUUAAUACAAGACUAAUAAUGUGUUGUCGGAUUUUGGUUGAGUCGUAUAUUUCUUUAUGGAAUUACCUAAAUAAGAUUGUUCUUGUAGUUUCAAUAACUUAUUUCAUAGCUUGUAAGUUGUAGCAUCUGCUUAGAAAUUAUUCGAAAUUUUACAAUUUGUGUUUUCUUAAA
Molecule: messenger RNA, 1368 nt
Organism: Pistacia vera
Lineage: Eukaryota; Viridiplantae; Streptophyta; Magnoliopsida; Sapindales; Anacardiaceae
Product: transcription factor KUA1
Exons: 3
Coding region: 136-1134 (332 amino acids)
Biological process (GO): response to auxin; response to gibberellin; response to ethylene
Molecular function (GO): DNA binding
Source: RefSeq, a predicted model, not a curated record